AGGAAAAACAAUUCUAAGCUUUCCUGUUCCGAAGUUCAAAGUUCGAAGUCAAUUCGGAAAUCAUAGCCUCACGGAUUCAAGCUUCGAAGUCCCCGAAGACUAAUCAAAGACCCGGAGGAAAACGAGGAAUUAAGAAUUGAAGAAAUUCUCAUAUCUUUUUGAAGUUUCAACUCUCAUGCCGUCCAUGGAUUUCGCAGUUUUUUCAUCCAAGUGAGUGUUUGAUACGUUCCUAUCGUGCUCGGUCCAAUUCGCCGCGUUAACCCUUGGGACAAGAUAAGCUCGCAAUUAGUGCCCAUCGUCUUACUAUUUGGGGAAUGGUAUAAAAGAAACAUGUUCACGAAGAUAUGCCAUGAGAUCUCUCUCCUAUUUUUCUGUCAGUAAUUGGGAAAAUACCUUCAAUUCGUUAAUUAGGAGAACUCGCGGUGCAAGGGCAUUUUAAUAUGAGUAGCAAUGGCCAAUCUUCCCGUAACAAUCAAAACAUCAGAGACUUAAUCUGCAACGCUGGUGCUGGCGCCUCAGCUGGGGCAAUAGCGGCUACAUUUGUGUGCCCAUUGGAUGUCAUCAAGACUAGGCUACAAGUUCAUGGUCUUCCCCCUGAGCAGAAGGGUAGUGUUAUUAUCACAAGUUUGCGGAAUAUAGCAAGGACUGAAGGUUUCAGGGGACUGUACCGUGGCCUUUCACCAACAAUAUUAGCAUUACUUCCAAACUGGGCGGUUUACUUCACAGUUUAUGAGCAACUAAAAGGCUUGCUUCGUUCACAUGAUGGUUGCCACCAACUCACAACUGGUGAAAAUAUGAUAGCUGCUGCUGGUGCUGGAGCCGCCACAGCAUUUUCAACAAACCCAUUGUGGGUUGUUAAGACCAGACUCCAAACGCAGGGAAUGAGGCCAGAUGUUGUUCCUUACAAAAGUGUUUUUUCUGCUCUGACAAGGAUUACCCGUGAGGAAGGCAUACGAGGACUGUACAGCGGCAUCUUGCCGUCACUGGCAGGCAUAAGUCAUGUUGCAAUACAAUUCCCAUCAUAUGAAAAGAUCAAGUCAUACAUGGCGAAGAAGGAGAACACUACAGUCGACAAGCUAAGUCCGGGAAAUGUUGCCAUUGCAUCUUCAAUUUCCAAAGUAACUGCCUCUGUAAUGACUUAUCCUCAUGAGGUGAUACGAUCCAGGCUACAGGAGCAAGGACAUGCCAAAAAUACCAAGUUCCGUUAUGCAGGGGUUGUUGAUUGUACUAAGAAGGUGUUCUACAAGGAAGGCUUUCCCGGCUUUUAUCGCGGUUGUGCUACCAAUCUAUUAAGGACAACUCCAUCGGCUGUCAUUACAUUCACCAGUUAUGAGAUGAUAUACAGGUUCUUCCAUCGUUUUGUGCCUCAGGACAAUGUGUAUCCACAAGGCUAUCCUAAAUCUAAUGAUCUUAACAAGCCCAAGCCAGAAGACGGUGAUAUGAAGUUUAAAAAAGGCCCUAUGGUAUGAUUCUAGCUGCUAAGUAUGGGGACUGGGGUCCAUCUCUAACCUCAUGGGGGAAGCUUGGGCUUAAGUGGAAUCUGCCAUGGCUGAGAUCAUGGCCACGUCAAAGUCUUGUGCCUUCAAUGGGGGACUCAAGUUUCAUGGCUACAACUAUACCCAGAAUGGCGGUAAUCACCAUCUCAAUCUGAUCAGUUCUGGGAAAUAAAAAACCGGCUAACUUGAUGUUGAUACUGGAAGUUAUCUGUCACCUCUCUCUCUCUCUCUGGGCUUGUAAGUGUAACUUAGUGGCUUGAUUUUUCUUUUCUAUGAUACAAAUUCUUUGAUUUAACAUAAAUGGUGAAGUAUGUUUAGCAUUACCCCCACGAAAGAUGAACGGGGUUUUGUGAGGCGAGUAUAGGGAAAUUUUCUUGAGUAGAAUAAAGUCAUAUAUUCUGUAACCGAUGAGAUUUCUAUUUAUGUCCUCUUUAUGUUGCAAAGUGGAAAACAAUUUUGGUUCCUUUCUUUAGUGUUCCUUUGUAUGACAAAUGUAUUAGAUGGAACUGCUUUAAUA
Molecule: messenger RNA, 2013 nt
Organism: Prosopis cineraria
Lineage: Eukaryota; Viridiplantae; Streptophyta; Magnoliopsida; Fabales; Fabaceae
Product: nicotinamide adenine dinucleotide transporter 1, chloroplastic
Exons: 9
Coding region: 441-1469 (342 amino acids)
Biological process (GO): NAD transmembrane transport
Molecular function (GO): NAD transmembrane transporter activity
Source: RefSeq, a predicted model, not a curated record